Closterium sp. NIES-65 is the source of this 1626-nucleotide messenger RNA. NCBI's taxonomy places the organism in Eukaryota, Viridiplantae, Streptophyta, Zygnematophyceae, Desmidiales, Closteriaceae. The record is from the annotation of a GenBank genome assembly.
AUGGCCACCCCUAGUGUCCUAGCCUUUGACGCCGAGGGUCGCGCCAUUGAUUUUGAGGUCUGGCUAGAUGACCUUCAGCUUUUCUUACAGUGCGACAGAGCUGACAGCCUUUCUCUCUUUGACCUCACCUCUGGCGCCUCUCCUGCUCCUGCUGCCGAUGCUGAUCCCACUGUCCGCUCUCAGUGGGCCACCCGCGAUGCUGCUGCACGUCUUGCUGUGCGUCGCCACCUCCCUACCUCUGAGCGUGCGCAUUUUAGUCAGUACAAGAGUGCUCAGACCUUGUACGACGCUGUAGUUGCGCGCUACUCCUCUCCUGCCACUGCUGCACUGAGCCGUCUCAUGCUUCCCUACCUCUUUCCUGACCUCUCUGCCUUUCCCACUGUCGCUGACCUCAUUACGCACCUCCGCACUAGUGACACUCGCUACCGCGCCGCCCUUCCUGCUGAGUUCUGCGCUAAGAACCCCCCCCCCAUGUACAUCACUCUCUACUACGUAGUCGCGCGCCUCCCUGACUCCCUCCGCGUAGUCAGGGACCACUUUCUCGCAGUCUGUCCCACCACUCUCAACGUCGACCUCCUCGAGAAGGCCCUCCUCGCAGCGGAGAAGAGCAUAGUCGCUGUCGGUGCCUCUCGUGGUGACCCUCGCACCCCCAUCUUUGAGGGGUGCUCUCCUUCCCCCCUGCUGCCCUCUGUUGCCUCUGCUGCUGCGGCCGGCCUGCUUGGUCUUGAGUCGGUCGGCGCGGCGUCUGCCCCUAGUGGGAGACGUCGCUCUGGCAAGGGCAAGGGGGGCAAGGGCGCGGGCGGAGCUGGAGGGGGCGGUGGCGGUGGCGGCGGGGGCGGCGGAGGGAGUGGGGGUGGCGGCGGGAGUAGUGGUAGUGGUGGUGGUGGUGGUGGCAGCAGCGGCGGAGACGGUGGUGGUGGUGGCACCGGUGGUGGUGGAGGCAGCAGCGGGAGUGGAGGCGGUGGAGGUGGAGGCGGUGGAGGUGGAGGCGGUGGAGGCGGCGGCGGAGGAGGCGGUGGUGGUGGAGGAGGUGGAGCUGGUCGUGGUGGUACCCAGCAGCGGAGCGGCGGUGGUGGUGGCCAGCGCUCGCAGCGGCAGCAGCAGCAGCGUUCGCGGGACAUCCCUCCGCCUCAGCAGCUUCGUGAGUGGUACGCUUCGCGUCAGAGGGGUGGGGGUACUGGCCCCUGCGCCUACGUUCUUCGUUCCGGCGACCGCGCGGGUGAGCAGUGUGGGGGUGCCCACUCCACCCAGCGCUGCUUUGGCCGCCUGACGGACGCUUGGCGUCAGCAGUUCCCCGGGGCUAGUGAGAUCCCUCGCUGGGAUGAGCUCCUUAGGGCUGGUGUAGCGAUCUUUGAUCUUGAUUUUGAUGCUAUCCUUUCUGCUAUGUAUGCUGUGACUUAUAGUGAGGAGAAUGAGGGUUACCGGUGUUUCCAGCCCGACCCGGGCAUUGGUACUGCUGCACUAGGUACUUGUGAGGCUGCUGCUCUAGGUGCCAGUGCGUCUGCGCUCUCAGGUACUAGUGAGACUGCGCUCUCAGGUGCUGGUGAGACUGCGCUCUCAGACCGCACUACUCUCACGCCACUUGGCCGACCGGUUGCGGUCUCCCUUGGUGUAGAAGAGCAGUAA